This is a messenger RNA of Polyodon spathula (Mississippi paddlefish), 2470 nucleotides long. RefSeq names its product retinol dehydrogenase 8. The record is from RefSeq and is a predicted model, not a curated record. The transcript has 7 exons. Gene Ontology annotation, molecular function: estradiol 17-beta-dehydrogenase [NAD(P)+] activity. Gene Ontology annotation, biological process: estrogen biosynthetic process. The coding region runs from base 67 to 1014 and encodes 315 amino acids. Gene Ontology annotation, cellular component: cytoplasm. Lineage: Eukaryota; Metazoa; Chordata; Actinopteri; Acipenseriformes; Polyodontidae.
UAAAGAGACAGCGACCCCCUCAUUUAAAACUACAGGCUCUUGAAAGGUUGCCAACAGGGCGGCGCUAUGGCCUGCAGGAACGUUCUGGUGACGGGCUGCUCCUCUGGGAUCGGCCUGGCCGUGGCCGUCCGCCUGGCCAAAGACGAGCUGAAACGAUUCAGGGUUGUCGCCACCAUGCGUGAUCUGGACAGGAGGGGUGGUCUGGAGCAGGCAGCGGGGGGCGCGCUAAACCACACGCUGGAGAUCAAGGAGCUAGACGUCCGCAGCGAGGAGUCCAUCAGGGAGUGCGUCAACAGCAUCCCCCAGAGACAGGUCGACGUUCUGGUGAACAAUGCCGGGAUGGGCAUGAUCGGACCCCUGGAGUGCCAGAGCAUCGGCUCCAUGCAGAGCCUCUUCGAUACAAACUUCUUCGGCCUGGCGCGGGUGGUGAAGGAGGUCCUGCCCGACAUGAAGAGGCGCCAGUCCGGGCACAUCGUGGUGAUGAGCAGCGUCAUGGGCAUCCAGGGUCUUCUGUUUAACGAUGUUUAUUCUGCCUCGAAGUUCGCUGUGGAGGGGUUUUGCGAGAGUCUGGCAGUGCAAGCGAUGAAGUUCAAUGUAAAAAUGAGUCUCAUUGAGCCGGGACCCGUGAUCACGGAAUUCGAGAAGAAGAUUUAUGAAGACGCCGCCCACAUGGACCUCUCGGACACGGAUAAGCAAACGGCUGAAAUAUUUAAGCAGGUUUACCUCCCUUACUCCAAGGCCAUUUUCACCGCCCUCGGACAAACCCCGCAAGACAUUGCGGAGCACACCCUGAAGGUGAUCACCUCCGACAGCCCUCCAUUCCGUCACCAGACCAACAAGCUGUACGCCCCGCUGACCGCUCUGAAGCGGGCCGACCCCAGCGGCAGGCUGCCCCUCGACGCCUUUUACAAGAUCACCUUCCAGCACAACCGCAUCCUCAACGCCAGCCUGGCGCUGCUCGGGCUGCUGCACAGACGCAGCUGCAAGGAACCCCAGCCGGAGAAGCCCGCUUGAUGCAAACAAAACAAAAAAAUCGCCACGCCUCGUAGCCGCAGGAGCAGAGUUUUAGCCGCGAGUCUCGACUCCGAUCCAGACGAGAGCUGGCCCUGGUUUUUGCUCUCUCCCCGAGAGUCCCAGUGCUGUCUCCCUAGAGGUAGAGUCCCCAGUCGCUGCGUCCCAGGCAGCUUGGAUGAGGUUGAACUGUUUUAGUGUGUGGAUGCAUGUUCAGGGAGGGGAAAUAAGACUCCUAUUGCACAGCGGUUUCACCCGUUCCAGGUUUUACUAGGAGCUUGAUUAGCCAUGUGUAUAGGCAACUAGCUCAGCUGUGUCUUAUUAAGCAGCAAGUGAAACUGUUGUGCAAUGGGAGUGUUAUUUCCAUGUCUCGUGUGGGUCAGAGUUCAACCAACAUCUUUUUAGAUAUUUUAAUUUUUUUUUUUUUUAAACGUAUGCUGCUUAGAAAAAUUCUCUUUUCUUCAGUCAGUAUUUUUUCCAUGAAGUUUGGCAUUUUAAGAAAAAUCAUCAGUUUGAGAAAGUUUUGGAGUUUCAUUUAUUUCAAGCUAUAUAUUUUAAAUAUUACAGGAUCUGAAAUGCACUGUUGUUUAACAGAUGUGAAACCUGGGGCCAUAUUUGUAAAUCAUUAGCCAGUGUACUAAUAAAUGCAUCGCUAUCUUCUCGUGACUUUUCCAGUUUGUUCAUGCUUCGACUAUAUCCUUUGUGUUUUAUUUAACAGGCAAGUAUCGUCACUUUGUAGGUCUGCUCAGUCACCAAAAAGAAAAAAAAACAAAAACAAUGUUCCAUCUAUCGAGCAAGAAUUUUGGUCGAUGCUUUUAUUAUUUCAACACCUGCACUGAUAAUGCACUGUACUUUGGAGCAUUUUUCAAAUCCACAAGUUAUGCAGCAGUAAAUCUUUUUUUAAAAUUUUGUAUAUAUAAACGUGUGAUACUUUACAUGAAUUAGCAUGUGGAUACCACUGCUACAGACACCGUAAUAGAACUAUCUGACAUCCAAACAAAACGGCUGUAAUUUCUUAAACAGGUCACUUAAAAAGGAAAACUACACACACACAAAAUAAAGCUAUUAAACCAUUGACACCUGCUUCCCUUAAAUAAAGAAACAACACAUCCUAAAAAGUGAAAUCCAUACCGUAAAUAAAAACAGACAAUAGAGACAGGAAUAAGCAACACAAAGACUAGAGGGAAAAAAAAAAAAAAAACAUACUUUCAAACUAAAAUAAAAACUUAAGGAAUAUUUCAGAAAUAUACAUCUUCAAAACAGAGUAUGCACGCUGCCAAUCAAAGCAAAAACUCAACUCAAAACAAUCUACGAUACCAGAUUACUAUGAUCGUUAAACACAAUACAAAGGCUGUAACGAAAAGGUGGCUUUAUCACUUAUCAACCAAAAAACACCCUUUUCACCCCCCCCCCCGCACCGUCUUCUCAAUUACAUCACCCAAAGACACAAAUUCAAAGA